Molecule: messenger RNA, 1032 nt
Organism: [Torrubiella] hemipterigena
Lineage: Eukaryota; Fungi; Ascomycota; Sordariomycetes; Hypocreales; Clavicipitaceae
Source: the annotation of a GenBank genome assembly
UCUAGAUGGGUAAAGUGAAUUACGAUUAGGCGAGCAGUGAGUCCGCCAUUGUCAUUGUACAGCAAAAAUAUCAAAAGAGCGACAACAAUGCCUGACUAUUCGAAACGGCCGGAUCCAGUGGAUGAACUAGACAACUAUGGUCUAGAUGAUGAUCUUUGGAAGACGCCCUCUCCGCCUGGGUCCCCCAAAAAGAAGGACGAUGGCCUGGGUAUUGAUGAGCAGGUCUCGGUGAAGAAGCAAGCGCGGGCUCCUGCUGUCAAGCUUGACGAGGAGAGACUGCUAAGUGAGGCUGGUAUCCCAACAUUGCGCAAGAGGGCUGGCAAGCUGAAGCUCAAGGGCAAAGGACAUGAGUUUUCUGACGCGGCACGAUUGCUCACCUUUUAUCAAAUGUGGCUUGACGACCUCUAUCCCAAAGCCAAAUUUGCUGACGCCCUGGUUAUGGUAGAAAAGGCUGGCCACAAGAGGAAGCUUGCUGCUGCCCGUACGGAGUGGCUAAACGAAUCGAGGCCAAAGGAGACUGGGGAUGGCGAUUUAUCGCUACCUGCUCUUGGUGACGGACAAAAGACGCCUACAAGAGCAAUGGCUCUAGAAGACGAGGACAUCUAUGGAUCUACGCCAUUAGCGCGCAGACCGCAGGCUGCAACCACCACCACCACUCAAAACAAUGAUGUGCCAGAUGAAGAUGACCUCGAUGCUUUAAUGGCGGAGGCAGAGGCCCAGGAUAAUGGCCCCACGGCUGCCCCGACGAAUGGCCCUCCCGAGGAUGACCUAGACGAUCUCGACGCCAUGAUGGCAGAAUCUGAAGCCCAUCCCAACCCCGUCAAGCUGGCAGCACCAGUAGCUGAUCCUUCGUUUGACGAGGACGAGGAGGCCAUGCGAGAAAUGGAGGGCUGGUGAGCAGCAGAGUCGGAAAAGGCAUGGUACGAGGUGUGUGAUGCAUAUUGGCGGCGUUUUGUUUAAGAAUUCACGAUGUACAUGACAGUAUCAUAAUAUAUAUAUAUAUUAACAAUUAAAUGAAUUUUCAAAGUAAAA